AUGCGCUACAACGGUCGCUGUCCGUUCCUGAACCUGGUCCAGAUACUGAUAGCCAUCUUCUCGUCGUUGGCCUCCUUCGUGUGCGCCGGUGUGAACGCCGCUUGGACCGACGUAUCCUUCGACCCCCCGUACUCAAAGAAGUUGCGUGAGGGAGACAACGCUUCUUUUGCUGUCGUAUUUCGCUAUGACGCUAGCCCUUCGUCUUCGUUAUCGCUGAUGCGCAACUCCUCGAAGUGCGCCGGCAGACCACGGAUGGUCAAGAUGCUGUCGCAGAAUCCGGAAGUGGCUGACCUCGCCGAUGCCCCUAUGCGUUGCUCUCACUUCCGCUUCAAGCAGGCGGCAACAAGCACGAACGCUGACGCGAAAGCUGAUGAUAUCGAUGCUGAGAAAGAGCGGAUGGACAGGUGGAUGUGCUGGUCGCUGGAUACCAAUCACACCAGCGACAACGACGGAAGCGUUUUUAAUGUGACGGUCAGCAUUGAGGGAAAAUUUCUCGGCCGCGCGUUGUUGUCAGUUAUCAUUGAGUGUGAUCGCAACCAUACACUUCGACGAACGUAUGAUGUGUCAGUGCUACGUCGUAACCGACGGCUCGGACACAUCUUCGUCGGCGUGCUCACGCUACUGCUCAUUUUCGCCAAUUUACUUAUGGCUACCGAGGUGCAUCUUGAGGUCGUAUGGGAAGUCAUCAAAAGACCGUUAGCACCAGCCAUCGGCCUGUUCUGUCAGUACUUCGCCAUGCCAAUGCUUUCGUAUGGUAUCGCGCAGCUACUGUUCGUUCCGGUCGGUCUGUACAGCCUUAGCUUGGGCAUAUUCACUAGUGGCUGCAGCCCAGGCGGAGGUGCGUCCAAUGCCUACGUUGUCCUGUUCGACGGCAACGUCGAUCUGUCAGUUACCAUGACGUUCAUCAGCACCUUGCUAUCGUUGGCGAUGAUGCCGUUUUGGAUGUACUUGUUGGGCAAGCAGUUCUUGGUUCAUCAAGCGGCACACGACAUAAUCAUACCGUACAAGAACAUCGCUUAUUCGUUGAUGAUCUUCAUUGGCCCGUUGGGCAUUGGUGUCCUUUUAUGGCGCUACAAACCGUCUUGGGGUGCUCUGCGUCCGUUCCUGCUGCUUAUCAUCUUAUUCAUCAUGUCGUUCGGCAUCUAUGCUAACUUGUACAUGUUCAAACUAAUGACGUGGCGGGUGCUUAUUGCCGGUCUGACACUGCCUCUGUCUGGUUUCGUGUUCGGCCUGUUGUUGUCUAUGAUCAUGAAGCAGCCGUACAGGAACAUCGUUGCCAUUUCGCUCGAGACCGGCAUUCAGAAUACUGGCAUCGCCAUCAUGCUUCUACAGGUACUUUUCAGCUAG
This is a messenger RNA of Soboliphyme baturini, 1347 nucleotides long. The record is from the annotation of a GenBank genome assembly. Lineage: Eukaryota; Metazoa; Nematoda; Enoplea; Dioctophymatida; Soboliphymatidae.